CAUUAUGCCGUUUGACACUUAUUCAAAUUCUAGAUGCUCUAUAAAAUUUUCAAUGUUUCAUCACAGGUGGCUUUCACCUAUUUGCUUAAAUUGCUCUUUUGGACAUGCUAAAAAUGCUAAUUAUUUUACACACUAUCAUUACCUUACUGGUGCUUUUGGUCUUUCAAAAAAUAUUUCUGCUUGUUUAAAAACCAAUAAUAGAUUCUUUAAAGAAUUUGAUCGAAUGUUUUUCUCCAUUAUUUUUACACAUCCUCUGAAUGUUUUCCCCACUACUCAG
This is a messenger RNA of Racocetra persica, 277 nucleotides long. NCBI's taxonomy places the organism in Eukaryota, Fungi, Glomeromycota, Glomeromycetes, Diversisporales, Gigasporaceae. The record is from the annotation of a GenBank genome assembly.